Molecule: messenger RNA, 1269 nt
Organism: Pomacea canaliculata
Lineage: Eukaryota; Metazoa; Mollusca; Gastropoda; Architaenioglossa; Ampullariidae
Product: alpha-tocopherol transfer protein-like
Exons: 8
Coding region: 93-1028 (311 amino acids)
Cellular component (GO): membrane
Molecular function (GO): phosphatidylinositol bisphosphate binding
Source: RefSeq, a predicted model, not a curated record
UCAGAAAGUCUCUAACCCUUCUUUAUGAGGUAACGCAUUUCCGCCUGCAACUGUUUGCUACGGUGCCACGAUUUGACGGGACAUAGACAGAUAUGGCAAAACCUGCUCAAGGGACGUACACCUGCACCCUCAGAGAAGAUAUGUUGGAAAAAGCUAAGAAAGAAUUAAAUGAAGACCCAAAGACUCGUUUGCUUGAAAUAAAAGCUUUGAGAGAACGUGUUGAAAAGGUUCCAGGUUUAAGGAGUCGCACAGAAGAUACAUUUCUUCUACGAUUCCUUCGUGCCAGAAAGUUUGACCAGGAACGUGCUUAUAAACAGUUAAUACAGUACUAUCAGACGAGAAAAGAGAAUCCUGAUGUUUUUGAAAACUUGACACCAAAGAGAGUCCAAUUUCUCUUGGAAGCAGGAGUGGCAACAGUUUUGCAAGAUCGUGCCCCUGAUGGUUCUCGUGUUAUUGUGUUCAGACCAGGAAAGUGGGAUCCUGACAAGUGUGAUAUGGCCACUGUGAUUGGUAACAACUACCUCACCUUGUCAAAACUUAUAGAGGAAGAGGAGACACAGGUGUGUGGAGUAACGAUGUUGAUAGACCUGAAGGAGCAUGGGUGGCACCAGGCAAAACACGUCUCCCCCUGUACUGCCAAAAAAUUUUCAACCAUCAUUCAGGAAGCUUUUCCAGUACGCUUUAAGGGAUUGCAUUACCUGAAUGAACCAACAUUCUUUGAUGUUGUAUUUGCCAUUGUAAAGCAGUUCACGAAAGAAAAAAUUCUCAGACGUAUCCAUAUACAUGGUGACAAGAUGGAAUCAUUGCACCAGUUUCUACCAGCAGAUAUUCUUCCUAUGGAUUUUGGAGGCAAGCUGCCACCUUUAAAUUCUAAGCAAUGGAUGGAAAAACUACUUUCUUGUGAGGCUCAGUUUGCUGAUGAGAAUAAGUUUGGGUUUCUGGACAUGACCAUUCCUGCUAAUCCAAAAACUGGACAAGAUGCCACAGAGUCUUUGGGUGGAACUUUUCGCAGACUCAAUGUCGACUGAAACGUUCCUGAAAAAGUUUAUGCCCAGAUCUUUGUCUGAGAUCGUUUAUUUUUCUUAUAAGAAAUUUUAUUCAAACCACAACUGGAAAUGUAUACAUUGCUCUUAAUAUCCAAAUGUUAUAUGAUUGUAUCUUUUUUGUUUUGGAUCUUAACAUUUUAAGCUAAGACGAAACAGUUUUGAAUUAUUUUAAUGCCAAACUUGUAGUAAGACUACCAUAAGUAAAAUAUUUUUCCAAAGAUAU